Molecule: messenger RNA, 3348 nt
Organism: Plasmodium relictum
Lineage: Eukaryota; Apicomplexa; Aconoidasida; Haemosporida; Plasmodiidae
Gene: UvrD
Product: ATP-dependent DNA helicase UvrD, putative
Exons: 1
Coding region: 1-3348 (1115 amino acids)
Biological process (GO): recombinational repair
Cellular component (GO): nucleus
Molecular function (GO): 3'-5' DNA helicase activity; hydrolase activity; ATP binding
Source: RefSeq, a predicted model, not a curated record
AUGAAAAAAGGUAUAAUGGAUGAAAAGAAAAAAAAAAAGGGAGUUGAAAAAAAUGAUUUAAAUGAAAGAGAAAAAAAUGUGCAAUUUAAUAAUAAUGAUACGCCAUUUAAUAGUGAAAAUUUUCCAAAUAAUAUAUUAUUUAGUAAAUUAUCAAAUGAACAAAUAAAAAUUGUUGAAAUUCCAUUAAAUUUUAAUUUAUGUAUUAUUGCUUGUCCAGGGUCAGGAAAAACUUCUACCUUAACAGCUCGAAUUAUUAGAAGUAUAAUAGAAAAGAAAAAAUCAGUUGUUUGUAUAACUUUUACUAAUUAUGCAGCCAAUGAUUUAAAAGAUAAAAUAAUGAAGAAAAUAAACUGCUUAAUAGAUUUAUGUUCAAACAAUGAUAUAUAUUGUAAAUUAUUUAAUGAAAAAAACAUAAAAAAAAAGUGCGAUACUAAUAAUAAAAUAAAUAAAAGUAAAUUUAAAGUGUUACACACGAUGUUAUUUAUAGGAACAAUUCACUCUUUUUGUAGAUAUAUACUAUUAAAAUAUAAAUUUCAUUUCAAAAUAUUAACAGAUUCAAUUAACAGCAAUAUAAUUAAAAUGGCUUUUAACAAUUUUUAUUCAUCGAAUUUUGAAAAAAAUAAUAUGAAAACAGAAAAUAUAGAUAAAAAUAAUGAUUCAUUAAAUAUACUAAAUUUUUUUAAUAGUAUGAAAAACUUUAAUGUUAAAGAGGAAGACGAAUUAGAAGAGGAUGAAGAAGAAGAGGAGUUUUAUCAUUACAUAUAUGACUUAAAAGAAACAAAUGAAAAAGAUUAUUUUCAGCAAAUGAAUGUUAAAAGUAUUUUAAAAAGAAAAAAUAUAAUAUUUUUAAAAAAAAAAAUUAAAUUAAUGAAAUAUGCUGAAUUAUACAAUUUAAAAAUAGAAAUAAAUGAAGUAGAAAAAAAUUUUUAUGAAGAAUAUAAAAAAAUUUUAAAGAAUGCUAAAUAUAUUUAUUACGAUUUUGACGAUUUAUUAAUAGAAACAUAUAAAUUAAUGAAAAAUGAUGUGCAUAUAAGAAAUAAAAUUUUAGAAGAAUGGAAUUAUGUAUUUUGCGAUGAAUUUCAAGAUAUUAAUACAACACAAUUUAAUAUUCUUCAAUUUUUUGCUAAUCCUAAUACGAUUCCUCAUAAUUUUCAAAGUAAUAUGAAUAUUACUGAUUUUAUAGAAAAAGGUGACUUAAAUAACUUUAACUUUAAUAAUAUAUAUGUUGAUAAGUGUUUUAAUCAUUUAUUAGCAAAUAACAAAAUCAUAGAAGAAAAAAAAAGUAAUAAUUCAUCUGAAUUAUUCAAAGGAGUCUCUGAUAUGUCAUCAGAAAAUGAAGAAAAUGAUUUUAAUAAAAAGAAAAUUUUUAAUGAUCAUAACCGUAGUAUAACUGUUAUAGGGGAUGAUGAUCAGUCUAUUUAUGCAUUUAGAGGAGCUCACAUUAAUAUUUUUAACAAAUUUUUAAAAGAAUGUAAUUGCUUAUUAUUCAAAUUAGGAAAUAAUUUUAGAAGUACAAAAGAAAUUGUUAGAAUUUCUAGUAAUUUAAUCUUACAUAAUGCAAGUUGUAGGAUUCAAAAAAAUUUACAUACUAAUAAUAUUGAAGGGCAAAAAGUUAAUUUCCACGUAUUUAAAAAUAAUAUGGAUCAGAUAUCAUAUAUUUUGUCAGAAAUUAUUUUUUUAAAAAAAAAAUAUAAUUAUCAAUUUGGAGAUUUUGUAAUAUUAUCUCGAACAAAUAGAACCCUAAAAGAUACUCUCAAAAUUAUCAGCAGUUAUGAUGCCAAAAAAAGAGCAUUAAAAUUCUUUAGUGAAAUACACAAUAAUGAAAAAGAAAAUCACAAGGACAAUAAUAUAAACGAAAAACAUUCUAAUGAUGUAAAAGAUAUUAAUAAAAAUAAUCUAAAUAAUGAAGGAGAUAGAUGGAAUGAUAUUAAUAUAGAAACCUUUAGAAUCCCAGUAAAAGAAUUAAAUAAAAAAAAAUCUUUUUUCGGUUCUAAGGAAAUAAUUGAAUUAAUAACUCUGUUGAGAUUUUUACUGAACGUAGACGAUGAUAUUAUAUUUAAGAAAUGUUUCAAAAUUAUAAAGAAUGAUAAAAACGCAAAAUCUAUAAUAGAUAAAUUAACUAAUUAUGAUUUUAAUGAAGAAUUUAACAAUGAAAAAGCUAAUGACAAUGAUACAAGAAAAAUAAAAAAAAGUUUUACUUCUUCUCUAUUUAAUCGUAUUAAAAAUAUUACCCGUUUGUACAUACUUUCUAAAAAAAAUAAAUUAGAUAAAAAAGAGUUACUCUUAUUAAAUAUGUUUACUGAGAAGGAAACAAAAAAUAUUGUUGAUUUUUUUUUUUGUAUAAAUUAUUUUUUGAAAUUAUGUUCAGAUUCCAAUUCUGUGUAUAACUUAGUUAUGGAAAUAUUAAAAAAGAGUAAUUUUAUAAGAAGGGUAUUAAGAAAAAUAGAAAAAAUGCAAAAUAAUAAUAAAGAUAUAUAUUUGGAUAAAAAUGAACUAUCAAAAAAUGUUAUUAAUAAUGAUUCUAAUAUUGAAAUAACUAGGAUAAAUAGAAAUAUUAAAAAAGAAGAAAAUUAUGAUGAAAUUAAGAAUUAUUCCUAUGCUAGUAAUAAUGAUAAUAAUUAUGAAAAUAAAAAUUAUAUAUAUAACGAGUAUGAUACUUUGAGUAAUAAAUGCAGUGAUUCUCAAAUAUGUACAAAUGCUAUUGCAUGUUCAAAUGAAAAGACUGAGGAAAAAUUAUACUUCGUUGAAGCUGCUAAUACCAAAUGUGAAGAAAUUAGAAUUAAUAAAAAACGUACAUAUGAUAAAUUUAGUGAAAAAUCGGAAAAAAAGAAAAAUUGUAAUGAAAAGACGGAUGAUAUAGGUAAUGAACAUGUAGGUAAUACUAACAUAGUGAAUGAACUUAAAAUUAAAAACGAUUUAAAGAUUUUAUUUAAUUUAAGUGAAGAAGAAUUAAAUUAUAAUGAAAUACAAAAUAUAUUUAUAUUUUUAGAGAUGACAAUUGACUACAAACCUAACCUAUUACAGCAAAAAUGUUCAGAUUGUUUAGUAUGCUUUUUAAACGAUUUUAAGAAUAAUAUUCAUGAAAAUAUGUUAAUAGAAAAAGUUACAUUAACAACUAUACAUAAAGCAAAAGGGUUGGAAUGGAAAAUUGUAUUUAUUAUAAAUGUUAUAGAAGGAGAAAUACCUCAAAAUGUUGAAAGUAAUCAAGAAAUAAUUGAAGAAAGAAAAAUUCUUUAUGUUGGAAUUACACGGGCUAAAUACUUGUUAUAUUUGUUAUGUUAUUUACAAAAUAGUUAUACUUCUGAAAAAAACACUGUAUCAAGGUUUAUUAGUCAAAUGAAUAUUUAA